ACCGGGCGUGAAGUGGGGUGGACGCUUGGGGGCUGGGGCGUGGCGUGGCUGCGGCAGGUCCCGGAGCGGCGCUCGGUGUCCUCCGGGAUAGCCGUCGGGGCUGAGAGGCCGGACCCUGGCUCGGGGCACAUGCCUGAAGCCGCAGCGAGCAGAUGGAGCCACAGACGGUGGGAAAUCGUGUGAGCUGAGUGAACCAUUUAUGCAACAUUUGCAAAGAGAAAAAGUCAAAAGGGAAGUCAGAAGUGGAGGAGGCUGACAUUGUGGAGCAAUGGGUGACUGGAGCUUCCUGGGGAGACUAUUGGAGAAUGCACAGGAACACUCCACAGUCAUUGGCAAGGUGUGGCUGACAGUCCUAUUCAUCUUCAGGAUCAUGGUGCUCGGAGCUGCUGCUGAGGAAGUGUGGGGAGAUGAGCAGUCAGACUUCACCUGCAACACCCAACAGCCAGGCUGCGAGAACGUCUGCUAUGACCAGGCCUUCCCCAUCUCCCACACCCGCUUCUGGGUGCUGCAGAUCAUCUUUGUGUCCACGCCCACCCUCAUCUACCUGGGGCAUGUGCUGCACAUUGUGCGCAUGGAACAGAAGAAGAGAGGGAAGGAACAAGAGCAGGUAAAGGGAAGUAGCCUAAGUCUCAGAUCUGCUGGACAGUGUUCACCCAGAGACCACAGCCAGAAGGAUAAAACCCCCCUGUGGAAUGACCUUGGCAAGGUUCGCAUCACCGGGGCCCUGCUUAGGACCUAUGUUUUCAACAUCAUCUUUAAGACAUUGUUUGAAGUGGGCUUCAUUGCUGGACAGUACUUUCUGUAUGGCUUUCAGCUGAAGCCACUCUACCGCUGUGACAGGUGGCCCUGCCCCAACACAGUGGACUGCUUCAUCUCCAGGCCCACAGAGAAGACCAUCUUCAUCAUCUUCAUGCUGGUUGUGGCCUGCCUGUCUCUCUUACUCAACAUGCUGGAGAUAUACCACCUGGGCUGGAAGAAGCUUAAACAGGGCAUGACCAACCACUAUGGCCCUGACACUCCUGAUUCAAGGAUGGGGACUACAAAACCUGAGGGUGUGAGCCCACUGCCUUCCCACCCUAUAUCCACCACUGGUACUGUGGGGUGCCCUCCUUACUAUACUCACUCUGCCUUUUCCCUGGGACAGGCAGUGGCCACAGCCUGUCUCAGCUCCCCUCCACCAGCAACUGACUUCAAUGUGGCAGCCCCAUCCCUGACACGGGGGAAGAGCCUCCCUGACAAAUUGUACAAUAGUAACCAUCACCUGCUAAUGACAGAGCAGAACUGGGCCAACCAGGAGACCAAGCAGCAGACAUCUGUUAGGAAGGCCUUCUGGCCAGUGUCCACAUCUUCCUCCUUUACCCCUCCAGGCAGCCCCCAGCCACCCCCACAGGAGGGUAGAGCAGGCAGCAAGGAGUCUGUCCUGCUGGAGAAUGGGGGUGGCAGCAGCUUGGGAGAGAGCAGCCUGGAAGUGACUCCUGAUGAGGGGCAGCAGGCAGUGACCACCGCUGUCGAGAUGCACACACCCCCCUUUCCCCCCACAGACCCCAGACAGUCAAGCAGAGCCAGUAAGUCCAGUGGCAGUCGGGCCAGACCCAAUGACUUGGCCAUCUAGUCAGCUCUGUGAUGACCUCUUUUCCAGCAACCAAAACCAAAGUGCACUUCAAACGAGCAGGUAGAAAGCCUAGAGUGACAGAGGGCACUGGAGCAGGGGAGGGGGAAGAGCAUCAGAGAGGUCUGGUUUCUGUGUCAGUGCUUGCUGUCCUUCAUGGUGGUGGG
Messenger RNA from Artibeus jamaicensis (Jamaican fruit-eating bat), 1776 nucleotides. Its product is annotated as gap junction alpha-3 protein. Gene Ontology annotation, cellular component: connexin complex. The record is from RefSeq and is a predicted model, not a curated record. The coding region runs from base 269 to 1612 and encodes 447 amino acids. Gene Ontology annotation, biological process: cell communication. NCBI's taxonomy places the organism in Eukaryota, Metazoa, Chordata, Mammalia, Chiroptera, Phyllostomidae. The transcript is spliced from 3 exons.